Nilaparvata lugens (brown planthopper) is the source of this 1606-nucleotide messenger RNA. RefSeq names its product protein tyrosine phosphatase domain-containing protein 1-like. Lineage: Eukaryota; Metazoa; Arthropoda; Insecta; Hemiptera; Delphacidae. Gene Ontology annotation, biological process: protein dephosphorylation; cilium assembly. The record is from RefSeq and is a predicted model, not a curated record. Gene Ontology annotation, molecular function: protein tyrosine/serine/threonine phosphatase activity. The transcript is spliced from 10 exons.
GCACAACCCCUGCUAGCUACAACCGCCCAGUCACAACUACAAGCUGCUUGGAGUCGGGUCCCCUCUCAUCGCAUAUUAUGACAGAAUGAUCGAGACAAAGAGAAAACAAUCAGCAAGUAGUGAUCUGCAUAGUGUGGAUAAAUGUUUUGCUGAGGAUGGACUGAAUGUGCAAUCGAACUACAGCCUCAUUUCUGACAACCUGCGAAAGCAUACUCCGCACACAAUCCAAUGCACCAUGUUCUGUGGGGGACGGCAUUGCCGUUAUGAAAGUGCUGAGUUCUGGGACUCCACACAUAUGGCGGUGGAUGGUAUCUUCUCACACUGGGUGACAGAUGGUAUUCUGGCGAUGGCAAGACCUUCUACUGAGAUCAUUACACAACGAAACGUGAUUAAACAAUUUCAGAGUCUGGGUGUGAAGUCAGUAAUAAACCUGCAGAAGCCAGGAGAACAUGCCAGAUGUGGAUGACCUCUGGAAAAGACAGGAUUUACUUACGAUCCUACUAUCUUCAUGGAAAAUGAUAUCUAUUUUUAUAAUUUUGGAUGGGAUGAUUAUGGAGAGAGUCCUCUCACUAGAAUACUUGAUAUGGUCAAGAUAGUUUGUUUUGGCCUCACACAAGGAAAAGUGGCUAUCCAUUGCCAUGCAGGACUUGGAAGAACAGGAGUCCUCAUAGCUUGUUAUUUAGUUUUCAGAAUGAAAUUCAAAGCUAAUAAAGCAAUAUCUUUUGUUCGAUUAAAACGUCCGAACUCAGUACAGACUAGAGGUCAAAUACAGUGUGUCCAGGAAUUCGAACAGCUGGUCUGGUCUCAAUUUAUAACAUUCCUCCCAAGAGAGCCUGUGAAAGAUAAAAAAGGGGUGGAGGACUUCACUCUGUCGCAUUACCUCAACAUGCAGAACGUACUACUUUACGGCAAAGAAGCGAGAUAUUACCGUUACGUGCCCAAGAUUAUUUUCGUUAUCUGCGAAAGGCUUUUGAAACUCAGUAAUUGUGGUGCCGGAAAUAUUUUUGAUGAUGAUGAUUCUUCAGAAACUAUUCCGUCAACAGCGAGUUUCCUAGCAGCUAAUAAUAAUAUAUCAUAUUACCAAUAUAUAUUUGCUAAAAGACUAUUACGUAAAAGGAGAAAACAGGAGAAACCUCAAGACUGCCUUGAUUACAAAAUGACAGUGGAUGAGAAUAAAGAUCCCUCAACCGAAGAGUCAAAUAGAAUACUAAUUUCAAACCAUAAUACUACUGAUUAUGAUCAAUUGAACAAGACAAACACCACGGGAGACAUAAUAGAUGCGUUGACAGUAGAUCAUGAAAACAUUGACGAAGACUUAAAGAAGCAGAUUCGACAAUACCAACAGGAGCUAAAUGGCACAGCCUCAUCAUGGAGAAAAUUGGAAGUUGAGACUAAUCCGGUAGUUCUGACCGGUCUGCUGUUUGAAUGGCUAGAGCAACUCAAAACGCCCGUUUUAAAUCGAGAUAAUUUGACUUAUAUAGUGUUGCAGUACACGGACCCCUGCAGCUGCAUAAAAAAAUUCGAACUGGUAAUUCAUGCUUUUUCUUGUCAUGAACAUGAUCUAAUACACGCAAAAUUCAGGCUUAAAACUUUAUUAAUUCAAUAA